Populus nigra (black poplar) is the source of this 1262-nucleotide messenger RNA. RefSeq lists its product as uncharacterized. NCBI's taxonomy places the organism in Eukaryota, Viridiplantae, Streptophyta, Magnoliopsida, Malpighiales, Salicaceae. Gene Ontology annotation, cellular component: nucleus. Bases 609 to 1034 code for a protein of 141 amino acids. The transcript has 2 exons. The record is from RefSeq and is a predicted model, not a curated record.
AUCGUUGUCGUCUCUGUCUCUUGUCGUGAAAUGUCAGAUGCUAGAACAUUUGCAUAUGGACUUCGCCGGUGGCACAUCUUUCCUUUGCCAAAACCCUCAACCACACCUCCGUCACCUAAAGCCCAUGUCAGAGAAUGAAAUGAAAGCUAAAACCUAAUUCUGAAACCCAGAUCCACUACUUAUUCCCAGGUCUACCAUUGUAUAUAUUGGCCUUUUCUAUUUCUCCUUUAGCCCAACCCAACUCCUCCAUCCCCAUCCUCAAACUGCCCAAAUUUCUGGUGGAUGUCUGUCUCUGUCAUAUCACCACACCAGGACACUCUUGACCCAACAAAAAUCGAACGAUCUGUUUUUUUUUAUAGUGCUUGACCCAGGCAGGGGCAUUCAAGUAUUUAAAAAAUCGUGAAAAAGUUAAAGAAUACUACGCCAGGAUUAAGGCGGGAUCAGACAAAUUCUGUGUUUCUCACUCACACAAAACCCAAAAAACCCUUAUCUCUCUUCGCAUUCUCUGGAAACACCAAAAUUUAAAAGGAAAAAAAAAAAAAACAAGCUAAUUCAAAACCCUCCCCCCUCUCAGAAACACAAAAUUAUCGAGUUUUUUUCUUUUUCAAAUGGCAAUUUCUUCAGGGAUUUUCUCUACUUUCCUAUCCACCGAAACGGUGCCGCUUCUCAAGUUUCCUUCUCCUACAUCCACUCCUCCUCUCAGGUUUCUGGCUGCGCCUCCCGCGAACCCGCGCAUGGUGCGUAGUACUGUAGUUACCUGCGCCACGGCAUCGACCGGAAACCGUGCUCCACGCGGCAUAAUGAAGCCGAGGCGAGUCUCACCUGAAAUGGCGGACUUUAUUGGUGCUCCUGAGGUCUCUCGUACUCAGGCUCUCAAGCUUAUAUGGGCCCAUAUCAAGGAGCACAAUCUUCAGGACCCUAGUAACAAGAAGAACAUAAUUUGUGACGAGAAGUUGAAGAAGAUAUUUGCUGGUAGAGACCAGGUUGGAUUUCUUGAGAUUGCUGGGUUGAUUAGUCCUCAUUUCCUCAAAUGAAGUUCAAGAUUAUGGAUCCAGUCUUCGUGGUCAUCUUUCCCGUGGCAGGGCUAUCUUUUUUGUUGACGAUAAUAGUCAAAAUUAUGCCUGGUGCUUUCAGCUUGUGUUUUUAGUCUUAUUUAGCAGUACUUACAUGCAGAACUAGCUUUGUUAAGAAUUUUGCUUAUGGAUCCCUUACGUAGUACGAUUUUCAAGAUGAUAUUAUAACUUUCUGCCAGUUUAUGCUUC